UUCCCAAGCUCAAGUGAAGAAAAAGAAAGUUAUAUAAUUAAAGAAAUUACAAAGGGAAAAAUAAGAUCUCUGUUUUUUGUCUUAAAUUCUGAUCUCUGCUAUCAAAGCACAAACCAGAGCAGAAGUAGAGCACUCUCAGUCUUUGUAUUUUCAUUUUGCAGAAAAGUCCACAAAGAUUUAUGGAGGGAGGACAAGAGGAUGCCGGAAAUGGGAUUACAACGGCGGCUGGAUCAAAUCCUCCGAGAUCCGAGACAGCAGCUCCACCACCGGAAGGUGGUGGUCCGGCAGGUUCUGCAGCGGCGUCGGUUAAGAAGAAAAGGGGGAGACCGAGGAAGUAUGGGCCGGACGGAAAGUUGAAUGUGGCGGCACUGUCGCCGAAGCCGAUAUCGGCGUCCGCACCGGCACCGGCGGCAGUGAUUGAUUUCUCGGCGGAGAAACGUGGAAAAGUGCGGCCGGCGAGUUCCUUGACCAAAACCAAAUAUGAAGUGGAGAAUUUAGGUGAAUGGGUACCUUGUUCUGUAGGUGCUAAUUUUACACCCCACAUCAUCACAGUCAACACUGGCGAGGACGUUACGAUGAAGAUUCUCUCAUUUUCUCAACAAGGGCCUCGAGCAAUUUGCAUUUUAUCUGCUAACGGUGUGAUUUCAAGCGUCACGCUUCGUCAGCCUGACUCCUCUGGAGGAACAUUAACAUACGAGGGGCGUUUUGAAAUCCUUUCAUUGUCGGGAUCGUUCAUGCCGAGCGACAGCGUAGGAACAAAGAGCAGAAUCGGUGGAAUGAGUGUUUCCUUAGCAAGUCCAGACGGACGAGUUGUUGGUGGUGGAGUUGCUGGUUUGUUAGUAGCUGCUAGUCCAGUUCAAGUGGUUGUAGGAAGCUUUAUAUCUGGAAACCAACAGGAGCAAAAGCCAAAGAAGUCGAAACACGACGUCAUAUUACCCGUUUCUGCUUUUCCAAUCUCUAGUGUUGAACAGAAAUCAUACAAGACGACAACGACGACGACAACAUCUUCGCUUCGUGCUGAAACUUGGACACCUAAUUUAGUUCCAGAUUUAAGAAGUCAGCCUACGGAUAUCAAUGUAUCAUUAACUAGUGGUUAGUAAAUAUUAGUGUUGUAUUGUUCGACCGUCGAUGACCACAUCGUUGUCGAGCUUCAAUUUGAGUAGACGUCAUUGUUUGUUCUUACAUUGAUCGAUGAUUGACUAUUUUUUCUUUUUUUCUACAACUAGCAAUUAGUUUGUAUUCUUGUUUUGACAUAUUACUUUAGUUUUAGAUAGUACUUGAGAUUUAUUAUUGUCUAGGCUUCGACUAUGUUA
Benincasa hispida (wax gourd) is the source of this 1313-nucleotide messenger RNA. RefSeq names its product AT-hook motif nuclear-localized protein 1-like. The record is from RefSeq and is a predicted model, not a curated record. NCBI's taxonomy places the organism in Eukaryota, Viridiplantae, Streptophyta, Magnoliopsida, Cucurbitales, Cucurbitaceae. Gene Ontology annotation, molecular function: minor groove of adenine-thymine-rich DNA binding.